AUGCUUCCUCGCCAGGCCAAAAACAAGCCGUGGUCGGUCUCAAAAUUCCACUCACUCCUAACGUUCGGAGAUAGUUACACAGACGAAAGCCGUCUGGGGUAUUUCAUCCAGAACAACGGCUCAGCACCGCCAGCCGGCGUCUUACUUCCCGAAAGCAAUUCCACCGCAGGCGGAGGACGCACCUGGCCUCGUUACGUCGUUCAAUACACCGGGUCAACCAAGAACGGCGAAUGGAACCCAUCGAUGACGCUGUACAACUACGCCGUCUCCGGUGCGGUAUGCUCGAACAAGAUCACUCCAAGGUGGUUCUCUGCAAUCGACGCCCCGUUCCCAUCUGUUCUAGAAUACGAAGUCCCGGCGUUUCAAGCCGACAUGAAAGCGCAGCGCGUCAACGCCACUCCCGCCGAGGCAUUCUUUACCCCGAGCCUGUCGGCCCAGUCAGCCGUGUACGCCCUGUGGAUCGGAACCAACGACCUGGGCAUCUGGGCGUUCCUGACCGACAGCCAGGUCCGGGGCAAAGUGCUGACCGACUAUACGUCGUGCGUGUACGAGGUGUUUGACAAGCUCUACGCCGCGGGCGGACGCAUGUUCGUCCUCAUGAACACGGCCCCGCUCCACCUCGCGCCACUGUACGCCAACAGCACCCUCCACGGCGUCGGGCCGAACCAGUACUGGCCCAACAAGACGUCCAACCACACGCAGAUCGCCGAGACGAUGCACGAGUACACGUCCACGGUCAACGGCGUGUUCAAGCACCAGACCCCGUUCGAGGUUCUGGUCGCCCACCGGUACCCGGACGCCCACUUUGCCGUCUUCGACACGUACAGUCUCAUCUCGGACGUGUACGACAAUCCGACAAAGUACCUGAACGGGACCGGCGUCGAGGCCGGCACCGAGAGUGUGUGGGGAUACAUCAACCACUGCAAUGUCAAUCAGACCGUGUGUGAAAAGGUGGACAACGGAACCAAUUCGGACGGGUUCCUGUGGUACGACGAGUUACAUCCGAGGUGA
Molecule: messenger RNA, 1011 nt
Organism: Exophiala spinifera
Lineage: Eukaryota; Fungi; Ascomycota; Eurotiomycetes; Chaetothyriales; Herpotrichiellaceae
Exons: 2
Coding region: 1-1011 (336 amino acids)
Molecular function (GO): hydrolase activity, acting on ester bonds
Source: RefSeq, a predicted model, not a curated record